Messenger RNA from Rhizophagus irregularis DAOM 181602=DAOM 197198, 531 nucleotides. The record is from RefSeq and is a predicted model, not a curated record. Lineage: Eukaryota; Fungi; Glomeromycota; Glomeromycetes; Glomerales; Glomeraceae.
AUGUAUUGCAAUUUAAAUACAAUCUGCUAUAUUGAUCAACAUAAUGAGACAGUUAGAAAGUCAAGUUUUGCUAUGAGCAUUGUUAAUUCACAACAUCAAAAUAUUAAUAUAUAUGUUCACGUUAUUGCAUUCUACCCAAAAGACAUAAUACGAGAUAAUGACUUAGAGAGAUUUAACCAGGAAGAUAUUAUCCAAAUACAAGGAAAUUUUCUGUUGUUGAAACAGAAAAGAUCUUCCUUAUGCCCAUUAUCUGUUAUACUAGAAGGUGUUGUAUCUGAUAAUCCUGAUAUUGGUUAUGCUUGGGAAAAAAAGCAGACUGAGGAUUCUUUUACUCAACAAUCAUCAGCUGAAAUAGUUAAUUCAUCAUCAAUGAAACAAAAAAAAAAGAGGAAAAUGCCAAACAUCAGUUUUAUCUCAUUCACAAAAGAUUCCAAAGCUCCAUCAUUACCUGAUGAAGAUGAUGAUUCUCAAAAUGUAAUUAGUAACAAACAGGAGGAAGAAACCUUAACAGAUAAUACUGUAGAUGAAUAA